GUGCCCACAAUGCACUGCAAAGAAACAUGGCCGACUCUUGCCUGGAAGUGUUAUCCAAACGAGAAUGAAUGUGCUGUUUCCGUGCCAUCUCAGCUGACAUUCCUUAAAACAAUCGUAUAUCCAAGUCUGUGAAGUUAUUAUUACAGAUUAUGUUUUUGUAAUCGCACUGUGAGGAGCCGACGAGUCUCUGCGUUUUUUCUGGAGGACUUUCCUGUAAUAGCUGACCAGAGCAGGAUGGCAGGAAUUUUAGCCAAGCGUGAGGGACCGCAGUUCAUCAGCGAAGUAGCUGUGAGAGGAAACGCCGCCGUGCUGGACUACUGCCGCACCUCUGUCUCCGCUCUGUCCGGCGCAACCGCUGGCAUCCUCGGGCUGACUGGACUGUAUGGCUUCAUUUUUUAUUUCCUCGCCUCUUUUCUCCUCUCUCUGCUGCUCAUUCUCAAGGCCGGACGUCGAUGGAACAAAUGCUUCAAAUCGCGGCGGCUGCUCUUCACCGGGGGCCUUGUCGGAGGUCUUUUCACUUAUGUCCUGUUCUGGACUUUCCUCUAUGGAAUGGUGCAUGUGUACUAGAAUGAACUGACACAAAAUAACCCCAAAUUAGUCCUAUCUAAUGCUACGUAAACUAAUAAUAUUGUCUGCCCUGCUGUUUGUAGAUAAGCCAUUAGUAAAGGACUUAUUCCAUUAUGAACUGUUGAUUAAACAGAGGAUGUGUCAAUAAUUAUAGUAUGCAGAAUAAAUUGUUCUCUUAUCCUUUCUGCUCCACAUUUAGUAAUGACUUUAUUCAACCUGUAACUCCUGCUCUGCGCUCAGGAUGAGAGCCAUGGUUAUGAUAACGUAGGUUGUAGUGUAACAGAUCAAAACGGAUUACUUCCUAACAAGGUGUAAGCACUUUGCAUUGCAUUUCAUGUACAAUACUAUGAUUAAAUUAUAACAAAUCUGAUUACUAAAUAAAUACCUCUGUACAA
Molecule: messenger RNA, 962 nt
Organism: Cottoperca gobio
Lineage: Eukaryota; Metazoa; Chordata; Actinopteri; Perciformes; Bovichtidae
Gene: emc6
Product: ER membrane protein complex subunit 6
Exons: 2
Coding region: 235-567 (110 amino acids)
Biological process (GO): protein folding in endoplasmic reticulum; autophagosome assembly
Cellular component (GO): membrane; EMC complex; endoplasmic reticulum
Source: RefSeq, a predicted model, not a curated record